AGAAAAGACCAGACCAGACACACACACAUUACAUACAUUAUACAACAUUAUUGCAUACCACCACUACUACUUCUUCAGUUGUUACCGGCAAUAGCCGGUGACCAUCUGUUUUCUGGAAACCCUAUAGCUCUUCGUCCCUGGUGAUGAGUUUGCACUUUGUUUGUUCCUUGUUUUGAAGGGAGAAGAAAGAAAGAAUCUCUGUAUUAUUCACUGUAGCGAGAGAGAAACAAAGAAAGAACCAAACAAGGGAAUUGGAGUGUGCGUGCUGUCAAAAAACCACACACACACAAACGAACACAAAACCCGUACCUCAAUUUUCUCAUUAAAAAUCCCACUUUCUCUCUCACGUAUCUAUCUAACUGAUCAACAUAGAAACAACAUAGAUAGAUAGAAAAAAAGAAAGAAAAAAGAAACCAACCAAACCACUUUCUCUCUCUAUCAUGCUUCAAUACAAUAACAUCACCAUAAUUACACAUACCCUUUGGUUUCAUCCACUCUUUUCAUCAUCGUCACUUCACUCUUCUCUCUCUAACAUGUGUUGAAGAGAGCUUCUUCAUUUUCUGCUUCUGUGUUUUGUGCUUUGUGUAUUUUGUUUUUGUUUUUGUUUUUGUUUUUGCUAUGGCUGAGGGUUUUGAGGCUUACCAUGUGCCACAACAAAGCAGAAGAGAUAAGCUUAGAGUUGUGGCGACACAGAACCAACAACAUGGUCUCAUUGAGCCCUCCUCGACUUUGCUUCCUUUGUACGACCCUUCUUCUUUUAUAUCUUCUGAUUUGUUGUUGACGAGCUUCCACAACGGCCAAAAACAUAACUUGGGUGGUUGUGGUGUGAAGGAAGAACAACGUGCGAAUUUGAUGAUGGGUUUUGCAGCAGCAGGAGGAGGAGUUGUUAUGAACAAUGGCUCUUCUUCUUCUUCGUGUUGUUCUUCUAACUCCUCUUCUGUUUCUUACUUGGAUCCUGAAUCGUCUUUGCAUUUGAACCAAGCCACAAUUCAGGUUAUUAACAACAACAACAGCAACAACAUGUUUCUCUACCAAGCACAGAACCUGAGAGAGUUUGAUCAGGGUUAUAAUAAUAACAACAACAACGACGACGACAACAAUAAUAGUGAGAUCAUGGUGUUUAAGCCUGAGCCUUUGUCUUUGUCUCUGUCAUCACACAACAACGGUGUGAAUCUUCAGCGAUACGGAUCUGUGGUUUAUGGUGAUAAGGUUGGUGGUGGUGGGGUGAUUUAUGGGAGUUCUGGUUUGAAUGAGGUUUCGAGGUGCACAGUGCCAAUGGGGCCAUUUACUGGCUAUGCUUCAAUAUUGAAGGGAUCGAGGUUCUUGAAGCCUGCACAGCAAUUAUUGGAAGAGUUAUGUGAUGUUGGUGGGGUUUGUGCUGAGAAGAUUGUGGCUGAUGCAUCGUUGAUGGAGCCUAUUCCUCCUCCACAGAGUUCAAGUGAAGAUCCACUAGGGGAUCAUGGGGGUGAUCAAGGUCGCAAAAAGUCAAGGCUCUUAACUAUGCUUGAUGAGGUUUACAGGAGGUACAGACAAUACUAUCAGCAGAUGCACGCGGUAGUAACUUCAUUUGAGUAUGUCUCUGGCCUGAGCAAUGCAGCUCCUUAUGCAAGUUUGGCUAUAAAAGCCAUGUCCAAACAUUUUAGAUGCUUGAAGAAUGCCAUUACUGAUCAACUUCAGUUUGCCAAUAAAGCUCAUUUUCACAUCAGCAAUAACAGGAAAGAUGAAUCUCCAUGGUUUGGCAACAGUGAUAAAGGCCCUUAUGGCCAAAGGCCUGGGUUUCUUGAGCACCAACCUGUUUGGCGGCCUCAAAGAGGACUCCCUGAGCGCGCCGUGACUGUUCUGAGAGCUUGGUUGUUUGAGCACUUUCUGCACCCUUAUCCCACUGAUACCGACAAGCUAAUGUUGGCCAAACAAACUGGUCUAUCUCGUAGCCAGGUGUCUAAUUGGUUCAUUAAUGCAAGAGUAAGGCUCUGGAAGCCAAUGGUGGAAGAAAUACAUUUGCUAGAAACACGGCAAGCUCCAAAGAAUCCGCAGAAGGAAGAGCAUUGCAGGAACAAGCUAAGUGAUCAUUUGUCUUCUGAUAACUCCAUUGUUUCUGAGAAUCCAUCUACCUCCACAGAUAAAUUUCAGGAAGCUCCUUACAAGCACACCAUAAACGAACUUCCUAAUGUACCAAUUAGGACUCAGGAACAGCUGAAUCUACCCUGCACAAGCAAUCAGCCAGGAGGAGGGGGUGUUGGAGUGAGCAUGGGUGGUGGCAGUGCUAGCAAUAGUGUGUCACUCACACUAGGCCUUUAUCAGAAUCAUGGUAUUGGUCUGGCUGAACCUUUCCCCUUGAAUGCAGCGCAGCGAUUUGGUGUUGCUCUUGAUACCAACAAUGAAGGCUAUGUUAUGAGUGGUUAUGAGUCACAAAAUAGGCAUUUUGGAAGAGAUGUCAUUGGAGGACAACUGUUGCAUGACUUUGUAGGCUGAAGAAGGUCUUCAAUGUCUAAUAACGGCAACUUCUUUGCAUGGAGUUUUAAUUUGAUUGGGGUGAUAUAAUACUAACCAUGUUUCUGUUGUGCUUUCAUGAAUUAUCCAAAAGUUAGAAGAGGGAUUGGAAUGUUGUUGCACUUUGUGGUUAUGCUGGCAAUGAUGAAUGAACCUUUUCCAGUUACGGGGGACUUUAACCGGUGUUUUUUAAUUGAGCUCACUUGUAUGAAGGUUGUAAAGGGGUGCGAUUGAUACUGUGUCAUAGAAGAUGUGAUGAUCCAAUUCACCUUUGUGUUGUUGACCUUAAUUGCUUGGAGUAAAUCCAAAUGUUCUGGCUAUUUAAGCUGUUUGUAAGUUUUUUUUUUUAUAUACUUUUUAUAUAUAUUAUUAUUGUCAUCCAAACCAGGUAAAUGGAUUUCAAUUUGUAAUACUUGAAAUCUUGUUCGACAUGAUUGUACUAGUCAUCAUCAUAUUAGUAAUAUCUUCGUGUCUUUAUGCUGCAAA
This is a messenger RNA of Glycine soja, 2976 nucleotides long. Its product is annotated as BEL1-like homeodomain protein 9. The coding region runs from base 619 to 2472 and encodes 617 amino acids. Gene Ontology annotation, biological process: regulation of transcription by RNA polymerase II. The record is from RefSeq and is a predicted model, not a curated record. Gene Ontology annotation, molecular function: DNA-binding transcription factor activity, RNA polymerase II-specific; RNA polymerase II cis-regulatory region sequence-specific DNA binding. The transcript is spliced from 4 exons. Lineage: Eukaryota; Viridiplantae; Streptophyta; Magnoliopsida; Fabales; Fabaceae.